AUGAUAGAAAUGGCUGAACAAAAAUGUUUGCCAAAAGAAGACACCCGUGUGGCGAAAGAGCUCGUGUAUACACCAUAUGAGAAACAAAGGGAGGCAUGGGUCGCCAUGGUACAAAAUAUGAUGCAAGCAAACACUAAUGAUGAACUAACAAGCAUUCUACAAAGAAUGUGUGAGGCUAAAGAAAUCCCCAUUAAAUGGAACAAAAUAAAUAGGCCCAAAUUUUUGAAUUUUUUGAGACACUUAAUGGAUUAUCAAGGCAACCCAACAAAAGAUGAACAGUUAUGGAACCUGGUAUCUAAAGAUCAGAAAGAAAAAAAGAAAAGUAAAACUAAAGAUGUGAAAAACAACCUCAAAACAGAAAGUAGAGUUGCAGAAAAAGAUGAAGAACUGGCAAUUCAAGGACUUGCUGCUGCUCUGCCUGCCAAGAAAAAAGCGGAAAAGAGUCAAAACAGCAAAGAAGAAAAUAAAAAAGUAUGGGCAGUUGCAAUUCAAAAUCUAAUUCAAACAAAUACCAAUGAAGAAUUAAUGAAUUCCCUAAGGAGGAUAAGCACUGCAUCUAAUAUUCUUCAUGUUAAGAAGUGGCAGGAAAUUAAAAAAAACAAAUUUUCUAAUUUUUUGAACAACAUCCCUGGUUAUCAAGUGGAUUCUGUAAUUGAUGAAAAAUUACGUGUCCUGAUUUCAAAAGCCAUGGAAGAUCAACACAUUAAACAGAAAAAUGAAAAAAAAAUUUUUAAAGGAAUUACACCUAAACCAUUCCAGAAAGAAAAAAAUGCUGAGUGGUUAAGUUUUGUAACAAAUUUGAUAGACAAACAUAACCAAAAAUUAGUAAGCGAUGCAGGUGAAAAGAUAACUGCGCGUGAAAAUAUUCCAAAGACAUGGAAUGGAAUAAAAAAAACUGAUUUCAAGAAUUUUUUGCAAAACAACCUUGGUUAUGAAGUGAACUCUGCAAUAGCUGAAAAUUUGUGGGAUCUCAUUGCAAAAGCAUUGCAAGAGAAAAGGGUAAUUAAAGCGAAAAAUGGCGUCAUUCAAAAAACGACUGAAAAAACAAAAGGAAAAAAGCGGAAAAGUGAUAUUGACAAUAUUAAACCUGCUAUCAAUGGCGGUAGCGCAAAAAGAAUUAAGAAAACUGUGGAAUUAAAGACUCCUAAAAACGAAUCGUGCAAUCCAUUAAGCGAUAUCAUUACCGUUUCCCAAACUGAAGAGCCGUGCUGCAAAGUCAAAUGGAUUUCGAUUGGAAAAAUGUUAUUGCGUGCUGCGGACAAUAAGGAGUUGCCAUUAAAAAAGUUUCGGAAAAAAAUCAUAGCUGAAUACUUAAAUCGGGCGGGAACGGCCGUUUCCGACAAAUCCUCCUGUUCGGAGACCUUGUGGUCAAAAUGCCAAAGUAAACUAGCUAAAAACCCCAAGUUCCAGAUUGACCCGAAAAGAAUUAGGCUUGUUGUAUAAUGUUAUGUGGGCUAUGUAAAAUCAAAAUAUCGAUAAAACGAGCCAUUGAAUUUUCAACUGUAUGCUUUUGGCUUCACUUUAGUGUGCUCAAUCAAACUUCUAGAUGGACGAAAAACAAACUAAUGGCUCAAACAAUCCUAAAUUCCUGCGUUGAUCGGGUUAAUUUGGGAUGUCGGGUUGGGUCGGCAAGUUUAGGGUCUGCCUUUCUUUUGCUUAUACAUAACCCGAUUACAAACAAUCAACUAUUUAUAUUAGGGUAUAAUCGAUGUAUUUUUAUCGAUUAUUAUCGAUACAAUAUAUGCUGUUGUACUACCCCAACGAAAGGAUUCACUCAACGACGGUGGUGUUUAAGGGCUCUCCCUAAGAGAUCCCAUCAGCUGGCCUAAGAGUGCUACCACUGAGCGAAGGUCAGCCUUGGCACCGAUAUCCAACAAGUCAAGUCGGUAGGCUGCCAGGUCUUCCGGGUUCCAUUAUGCACAAAGGAAUAAAUUUCUCCCUGAUGAAACCUUUUCGGCGCAAGGCGAGACGAGCUGCUUGAUCACAUGAAAUCAGGGAGAUGCAGAGUGUCUGAAUUUUUACUUCAGACCCAAUCAGAGUGCCCAGUGGUGGUGCACUCCCCAAUUACAGGCAAUCUAUUGUUUACCUGAGUGCAAACGAUCAUUUCGCUGACCAAGCAAGAAUCGAUCCAUCGAUAGGUUUUCUUUUAAAUGUACCGCUUAAUCUGCCGUCCUUUAAAAUUUCGGUGCAACUCGUAAGAAGACCCCAAAAAGUGAGCCUUGUACCGCAAGAGAAAUAUUUUCUCCGAACAGCCCCAAUUUGUCUUUUUUCGGGACGGGGCCAGGAACUCGAUUACAACCAAUUGGGUCCUAUCACUAGCUACUAACAUCAGAUUGUUUUACAAUUUCAUCUUCUUCAAAGGUGGCAGCACUGGUCUUUGGCGUUUUGGCACUCAAGAUCGUCUGCGAGUCGCUCGAAAAGAAUAAAACACGUGCGUUUAACAAGCGAAGACGGUUCGAUUAUAACAAAAUUACUUUUAAAGUUUCAGUUUGUGAAUUUUUGUGAUUGAAAUUAGAGUUGAAGAAUUCAAGGAUGGUAGAAGUGGUCAAACGAGAAUGUUUGCCAAAAGAAGACCUUCGUUACCCGAAAAAACUCGUGUAUAAACCUGGAGAGGAAAAAAAGCAGGCGUGGGUGGCUACGGUACAAAAUGUAAUGCAAGCAAGCACCAAUAAAGAAGUAAGAAACGUUCUACAGAAAAUCAGUGAGGCUGAAGAAAUCCCCUUACAAUGGAACAAAUACACAAAGGAAAAUUUCUCGAAUUUUUUGAAACAUGUUCUGGUGGAUUAUCAAAGUAACCCAGAAACAGAUGAACAGUUAUGGAGCCUGAUGAUAAAAAUUAGGCCAAAAAGAAAAAAAAAGAAAUGUAAAAAAAAAAAUGGAAGAAAAUAUUUAAUACCUUCAUCUGUAAAAUACGAAAAAACAUUUUAUACAUGGAAGGCGUUGAACAAGGCCUUUAAAAAUAUAUUGAAAUCAAAUAUCAGUAGAGAAUUAAAGAAGUCCAUCAUAUUAAUAAGGCAUUCACCUAAAGUUCUUCAAGUAAAGAAACAUCAUGCAAUCAGCAAAAUCCGAUUCGCUCGCUUUUUGAAGAAAGUCCGUGGUUAUCAAAUGAAUUCUGUAAUUGAUGAAAAAUUGCGAAUCCUGAUUUCAGACGCGCUGGAAGAUUUGAAUGUUGAACAGGAGAAUGAAAAAUUCUUGGCUAAAGCGGUGCUACCAAAACCGGCCCCGAAGAGACUAAAGACUAAAUGGAAAAGUUUUCUAACAAAUCUCAUAGACAUAGCCAAUGGAAAAUUAGUAAGUGAUGCAGAAGAAAAAACUACGAAUGAAAACUUUCUAAGUAUAUGGGUUGGAAGAAAAAAAAUUUAAUUUCAAGAAUUUUUUGGACAAAAAGCUUGGUUAUAAGGUGAACUCUGAAAUAGUAAAUAACUUGUGGGACCUCGUUGAAAAAUCCUUGCAAGAUAAACAGGUUAAAACAACAAAAGAGAAGGAAAUUGCCACCGAAAAAGCAAAACAAGAAAUGCGAAAUGACAGCCCUAAACCAGCCGUUAAUGCCGGCGAUACAAAAAAAGUUAAGAAAAAUUGUGAUUUAAAGACGCGCAAAGAUAUUCAAAAGAAAAAGGCAGUCAAAGUGAAAAAGGUACCUAUAAAAAAAACGGCCGAAAAAACAAAAGAAAAAAAACAAAAAGGAGAUACUGAUAACAUAGAACCUAUCAUCAAUAUCGAAAGGGCAGACAAAGUGAAAAAGGUUGCCAUCCAAAAAACUAAAGAAAAAAAACGAAAAAGAGAUAUUGAUAACAUGGAACCUAUCGUCAACGGCAAUAGUGCAAAAAGAAUUAAGAAAACUGUGGAAUUAAAAAUCCGUGAAAACGAAUCAUGCAAUUUAUUGAACGAUGCCAUUACCAUUUCUCAAACUGAAGAACCGUGCUGCAAAGUCAAAUGGAUUUCGAUUGGCAAAACUAUACUGCGUGCCGCGGACAAUAAGGAAUUACCAUUAGAAAAUUUUCGGGAAAAAAUCAUCGCUGAAUAUUUAAAUCGGGUGGGAAAUGCUGUUUUUGACAAAUCUUCUUGUUCGGAGACUCUGUGGUCGAAAUGCCAAAGCAAAUUAUCGAAAAACCCCAAGUUCCAGAUUGAUACGAAAAGAAUUAGGCUUGUUGUAUGAUGUUGUGUGGCCUAUGUGAAAUCAAAAUAUUGACAAAACCA
Daphnia magna is the source of this 4197-nucleotide messenger RNA. RefSeq lists its product as uncharacterized. The coding region runs from base 1 to 1443 and encodes 480 amino acids. NCBI's taxonomy places the organism in Eukaryota, Metazoa, Arthropoda, Branchiopoda, Diplostraca, Daphniidae. The transcript has 8 exons. Gene Ontology annotation, molecular function: DNA binding. The record is from RefSeq and is a predicted model, not a curated record. Gene Ontology annotation, cellular component: nucleolus. Gene Ontology annotation, biological process: negative regulation of transcription by RNA polymerase II; rRNA processing.